AAUUCUUCCUGAAUUGCACUGAAUACUACUGAAUAGCAAAGGCAGCGCUCCACCAUCUCUUGCUUGCACUUCACCGCCUUCAUCUGCGUCGCAACUGUUCGUCCGGCAUGUGAUUAACUUUUCAAACGAAUCACGCGGUCGGUGAAAUACGUGAGUAGAUAUUUAGUAUCGUCCCCUUAUCUGCGCCUUAUUUUUAUUUUAAUAUAGUUGUGUUUGAAGUAAUUGUAUCGAACAGUGCAGUGAGAUUUGCUGCUGCAUCAGGUUCAAUUUGAGUAUUUGUUAUUGCGUUUGAAGUGCCGAACUUCUCUCCUCCUCUCAAGUGUGUGCACUCAAAAUGAAACGAAAUUUAACAUUUGGGCUGGUACUUUCUUGAGUGCCACUCGGUUUGGAAUCGGAAUUCAAUCCUUCUCUUCAUGAAGUCCUGCUCUAAUCUCGUUAGUAGGCCCAGCUUGGCUGCAGUUCUGUGAUUCAGCACCAGCUCCUUGUUUCCAUCAUUGCUGCUUGAACUGUGUCUCCUUCGUGUAAUCAAGAAUGGCCUUGUGGAUGAAAGCUCAACAGCUGCAGGGUCCUGCCCUGCAUCAUGUGCAAGCUCUAUAUGGGGACAGUUUCCCGAUUGAAGUGCGGCAUUUCCUUGCCUCAUGGAUUGAAGAUAAGAUGUGGGCUGAUAUUGAUCCUGACAAUCCUCAGCAUGAGCAGUACAUUAGUCAAUUUGUUGAGUCUCUCAUACGGGAAUUAGAUGAAAAAAUUCAAACCAUCACAGCUGAGGAUCUUUUCACCACAAAAUUAAAAUUGAUGGAAGCUUCCAGUAUGUUCAGACAACGAUUCAGUCAUAAUCCAGUCAGCCUCUUUCGGAUCCUUAAGAAUUGCCUCGACAAUGAGAUGAAUCUAGUUAAAAUUGCGGAGUCUCAGCAAAGCACGGGACAAGGCGUAAAUGCUAAUGGAUUUCUUGGCAUCAUGGACCCACCGGCAGUGGAAAUUAUUCAAGAGCUGGACAAAUUAAGAAGCAAAACUACCAAAAUCGGAGAGUGUGUUCGUCGAGUUGAGCAGGAGCAGGAGUCCUUUGCAAUACAGUAUCAUGAAUUUUCAAAAGUCAGCCAAGCUGUGCAGGAAUUUCAAUCAUCAUCUGAAAACACCGCCAUUGCCACCCCUGAUUUUGAGAACGAGCUGAAAUACCAAAAGGAAGCUCUGGAAAGAGCUCUUCAUCAAAAGAUUAACCUUAUUGGAACACUACAUGCUGAUCUGUCCAAGAAAUUGCAAGACACAAUUGCUCCUUUAGCCUCAUUGCAAAGCCGCAUAUUAGAUGAAGAAUUAAUCAAGUGGAAAAGAGACCAACAGCUAAGUGGAAAUGGGCGAAAAUUUACCAGCAACCUAGAUAAUAUUCAAGAGUGGUGUGAAAGUCUGGCAGAAAUAAUUUGGUUCAAUCGUCAGCAUAUCAAAGAGGCGGAACGACUAAAAUCUAUUAUGGUAAGAUUUUUCCGACCAGACAAUGAUGAGUUACCGAAUCUUGAAGCUCAAAUCACCCAGUUACUUUCAUCUUUAAUCACCAGCACUUUCAUCAUCGAGAAACAACCACCACAAGUCAUGAAAACCAACACGCGAUUCACUGCAUCAGUUAGACUUCUCGUCGGCGGAAAAUUGAAUGUUCAUAUGACCCCUCCAACUGUAAGAGCUACAAUUAUCAGUGAAGCUCAAGCGAUUUCCCUUUUGAAGAAUGGUAAAGUAACAUCAGGUGAAGCCAGCGGGGAAAUAAUAAACAAUAUAGGCACAAUGGAAUACCAUCAAGCUACCAAACAACUCUCAGUCAGUUAUAGGAGCAUGUCACUAAAGAAAAUCAAGAGAGCUGACAAGAAGGGAGGCACAGAAUCAGUCAUGGAUGAGAAGUUCUCCCUUCUUUUUUCCUCCCAUUUCACUGUUGGUGGAGGCAAACUCGAGUUUCAAGUAUGGACCCUUUCAUUGCCUGUUGUUGUCAUAGUACAUGGUAACCAGGAACCGCACGCAUGGGCCACUGUCACCUGGGACAAUGCGUUUGCCGAACUUGGGCGUAUACCGUUUGUCGUUCCAGAAAAGGUUCCUUGGUGUCAAAUUGCAGAUGCUCUCAAUACUAAGUUUUGCGAUGCCACCGGAAGGUCUCUCACUGAAGAUAACCUUCACUUUCUUGCAGAGAAAGCCUUCAGGGCUGAACUGAAGGAAUACAACAGUUUGUUACUAAGCUGGUCUCAAUUUUGUAAAGAACCGUUACCCGACAGAAGCUUCACAUUUUGGGAAUGGUUUUAUGCUGUUAUGAAACUAACCAGAGAACAUUUGAAAGGACCUUGGAUGGAUGGGCACAUAUUAGGAUUUAUUCGAAAGAAAAGAACAGAAGAAAUGUUAGCUCAGUGUGAAUACGGAACUUUUCUCCUUCGAUUCUCAGAUUCUGAGCUUGGUGGAAUCACCAUUGCUGCUGUAGGAGAAAACAAAGAGGUGGUCAUGUUACAACCAUUUACCGGUAAAGAUUUUGCAAUUAGAAGUAUUGCUGAUCGCAUUUCAGACCUAUCUCAUAGGCUUGUUUACCUUUACCCUGAUAUAUGCAAAGAUCAAGCCUUCGGAAAGUAUUACACCCCAUUUUCAGAAAACCAAGCAACUGCAGGGAAUGGGUAUGUGAAACCUUUCCUAGUGACACACGUUCCAGGCUGGGGUGGCCCCUCUGGUCCAAGUAUUGGAACAGGUAGUUAUCCACCGACUCCACAAAACAUGUUCCACCCACAGUCACCCAUGGACAACUCAUCCAUUAUCACUGAGUCUGUUGCCAGUUACAGUAAAGGGAUUGGGGCUGAUUUUGAUUAUAUGGAAUUCGGAAAUUUGCCAUCUAUUGAGGAAGAUGAAAACCUAGAAAAAAACCUAUUUUAUGACACCUACGACGUGAUGAACAAGCCACCGCCAUCGUCCUGAUUUAUCGACAUCGAAAUGAUUUAGUUAUUGAUCUCUGUGCCAUAAUGUCUAAUGAAAAUAAAAUGGAACUUCCGGGCCCUCGGACUCUGUCUGCCAUCAUCAAUAUAAUUUGAGCCGGAACUAACUUGAAAUCGCUUACCUAUUGCUCCAAAUAUUCUGGAGGCGUCAGUUUCAAAUAAUUCUGAAACAGGAACUUUUAUUGUUUUUGGCAUCAAAUGAACUCAGACCUAAUACAAAGCUUUUUCUUCAGAUGUAUACUGUGCUUUGUGCUUUUGAUGUUUUCUUGUGGAUGUAAUAGCUAGCCUUCUCUCUUUCCUCUUCUGCUUCUGAGACUUUUUAAUUUCUCAACAAGUAUUGAUCUAUUCUCCCGUCCGGAUAUCACUUUAGUUUUUUAUUUCUUUAUAAAUUAAUAUGUUUAUAUUUUGAUUAAUAAAUCCGGAGCAGUAAACUUUUUGAAUACUUUAGUCUUAUAGACCUCAUCAUUCAUGAGCCUUCUUAGCAGGAGCUGGUUCAAAGCGAGACUGUGCAGUGCUAUUGUCUAAAUAUCAAUCUGCAGCUCUCUUCAAUUUAAAAGCACUUACCAUGAUCUGACGAUGAGAGAGGAGUAACUAUUCUGUUUCACUGAUUUCUAAAGGCCUUGUCUCCACGGGACGUUUUCAUGGGAUUUGUCCCAAGUUUGAAUUGCAGGAAUGAAACUUGUGGGAUUUUUCCCAGUUACUGUCUCCAAGGGACGAGGCUCUUACGGUCCUGCAACUAGUUUGC
Messenger RNA from Bemisia tabaci, 3690 nucleotides. RefSeq names its product Signal transducer and transcription activator Stat92E (gene Stat92E). Gene Ontology annotation, biological process: regulation of DNA-templated transcription; signal transduction. Gene Ontology annotation, molecular function: DNA-binding transcription factor activity; DNA binding. The record is from RefSeq and is a predicted model, not a curated record. Lineage: Eukaryota; Metazoa; Arthropoda; Insecta; Hemiptera; Aleyrodidae.